Cantharellus anzutake is the source of this 912-nucleotide messenger RNA. RefSeq names its product protein-tyrosine phosphatase-like protein. The transcript is spliced from 7 exons. The record is from RefSeq and is a predicted model, not a curated record. Gene Ontology annotation, biological process: negative regulation of SCF-dependent proteasomal ubiquitin-dependent catabolic process; regulation of ERK1 and ERK2 cascade; protein dephosphorylation. Bases 66 to 746 code for a protein of 226 amino acids. NCBI's taxonomy places the organism in Eukaryota, Fungi, Basidiomycota, Agaricomycetes, Cantharellales, Hydnaceae. Gene Ontology annotation, cellular component: nucleoplasm; cytoplasm. Gene Ontology annotation, molecular function: F-box domain binding; protein tyrosine/serine/threonine phosphatase activity.
UUUGGAUCCGUCGAGGUGCCUGUCACGAACCCCCCUCUCGAGAUUAUAUUAUUCACACCUGCCAAAUGACAACCCCAACGUCGUACUCAACACCCGUGGACCUCUCAGCACCACCCGAGGCAGAAUGGCGCUAUGAAAUGCGCCGCGAGUGUCAAGAAAUCCUUCCCGGACUCUUGCUUGGACCAUUAACAGUAUCGAAGCAGCUCGAAAAGCUGACUUCUUAUGGGGUCACUCAUAUAGUUUGCAUUCGUGACGCCAAAGAGGCAUUCUCAGUCUACCCCCGCUUUCCCGACAAAUUUAGCUAUAUGGUUCUCGAUGUCGAAGAUAGCGAAGAGCAAAAUCUCAUUCGAUUAUUCCCUGGCGCUCAAAUCUUCAUACAACAAGCAAUAGCUGCUGGCGGUCGAGUUCUGGUUCAUUGCAAUGGCGGUAUCAGUCUCUCCCCAUCAUUCGCAAUCAUGUUCGUCAUGCAGCACUUCAAGUUAUCCUGGGAAGACGCACUUCAGUAUGUUCAGAAUCGACGAUAUUGCAUUUCACCGAAUGGCGGCUUUUUAACCCAGUUGAAGGAGUGGGAAUCGAUUUAUCGUGCUCGUCAAGCUGUUGCUGGGUUCUCGAAUAGUGGAUAUACCCGUUCUGUAAGUCGACGGAAACGUAGUGACGACGAGGAUGACGACGAGGAUAGUGUACAGAGGGUACCCGAGGCGCGAAGGCGAUAUUACGCUCCUGAGACGGACACUGAAAUGGCAUGAUCGAGGCAUACAUAGGUACAUAUUUCACGGAUACGAACAAUAGUCCCCCAUCUAGUUCUACCUUACAUCCUAUUUGCGAGCCGCUGGUCGCGUUGAUAUCCAUAAUGUCUUUGAUUCGGAUUGUACAUUUUCCCAGCGAUUAUAACUCAUAAUUUGCUGCGCGUCU